This is a messenger RNA of Podarcis lilfordi (Lilford's wall lizard), 4459 nucleotides long. The record is from the annotation of a GenBank genome assembly. Lineage: Eukaryota; Metazoa; Chordata; Lepidosauria; Squamata; Lacertidae.
AUGGAGUCUCAUAUCAGGAAGAGUUCCGUUAAAAGAAAGAGUGAUAUCCGGCAUUAUCUGAAGGUAAGCCUUAUUCUGAAGAGGGAUUACCUUACCUCAAUCUUCCAAAGAACAUAAGGGGUAGUUACUGAAUAUUUUUAUUUGCUGUCUGUAGAAAUUAUUGCUGGUUAAAUACUGCCACUGUCUACUUCUGUUUAAUAGCCUUUGUGUGCACAAUUGAAAUAUCACCUCGCUUCCAUCCAGCCCUUUUAUGUUGGGUCCAGGGAUUAAAGCAAAGCUACACCCUUGCACUGAGGAACAAAACCACACAGGGCCUGUUAGAUGCUUACUAUAAAUUGGGGUAUUAAUAUCCCAAGAUUGCUCUCUUUUUGCCCUGCCCUUUUCAUCCUACCCUUCCUUGUGUCCAUUUGAGUGAUUGUCAGUGGCUGCUGGUUGCUGGACUAGUAAGCAAAGGUCAGCACCCACCCUAUGCAUUUCACCUGCAUGACUCACUAACUAGCAUAACAGUACUAACCAGGGCGGAUCAGAACCUGCUUCUUUUACUUUUGAAGGCGGAGCAGGGCAGGGGAACAUUGUUCAGCUGAAAGGCUACAUGGUGGUGGUAGGCAGGUCUGGAGCCCCAAAGUAGGCAGAACAUCAAAUGUAAGUUUAACCUUUGCAUAGCUGGCUAGUUCCUCCACAAACUCACACACCCCUCUAUCCUCCAUUGAGGCAAGCAAGACACGUCAGUAAUCAAGGGUGCAAAUCAAUCUAACCUGGACGGGAAUAACAUUUGUAAUGUCCCCUGCUCUGGCACUGCUGAGGGUAGAGAUAAUCCCCACUCAGAGACCAUCAAAUGAAGAUCUGUUAGCCUUUUUAUUGACUGCUGCAUGAAUGGAAAUUGCUAAGUGCUAGAAACCGAGGAAGGUUCUAGUAUUGAAUCUUGGUACUCCGGAGUUUGGUCAGUUGCAUUAGCCAAAAUACUGACUAAUAAUAAUGAUAGUAAUAAUUUAUUUAUUGGACUCUGCCCAUCUGACUGGGUUGCCCCAGCCACUCUGAGUGGCUUCCAACAGAAUAUAAACGAACACAACCAAACAUUAAAAACUUUCCUAAACAGGGCUGCCUUCAGAUGUCUUCUAAAAGUCAGAUAGUUGUUUAUUUCUUUGACAUCUGAUGGGAGGGCAUUCCACAGGGCGGGCGCCACCACCAAAAAGGCCCUCUGCCUGGUUCCCUGUAACUUCACUUCUCGCAGUGAGGGAACUGCCAGAAGGCCCUCAGAGCUGGACCUCAUUCCAGCCAGGCAAAAAUACUAAAAAGAAGGUUUCAAAGCAGGCCUGGUGAGGGGAUGUAGCCUGGUAAGGGCCAAACAGAAGGGCUUGGGGGGCCUCAUUUGAUCCUUAGGCCUAAGAUUCCCUAUCCCUAAACUAGAGCUUAGCCAUAGGUUUCCCUCCUACUGUGUGCAAGCAGAGAGGGGAAAGUCCUUGUCUGACGAGUCUUGUUACCACAGAGAAACUGUAAAAAAAAAAAAAAAAAGCAGUGAAAGCUCCUGUUGGACAGCACUGAUGAUGAAAAGAACGUUGAAAGCAACACAGAGGAAUCGGGUUGUCAAACUAUUUCAGACCCCCCCCCCCCAAGUGUCCCUAUUCUCCAGGGACAGUCCUGGAUUUACAGAAGCUGUCCCAGUUUCUGAUUUGUUUCUGGAAUGUCCCACUUUUCCUUAGGAUGUCCCUAUUUUCAUCAGAGAAAUGCUGGAGGGUAUGGAGUUAUGUGACCCCUGAGCCAAGGAGAUAAGAAACUAUACAACCUUUAGAAGGCAGCCCUUUAUAGGGAAGUUUUUAAAAUGUUUAAUGUUUUAAUGUGUGUGGGAAGCUCCAGAUGUUGUUGUUUUUGUUGUUGUUGUUGUUAAAUAGGUUGUCCCUAUUUUCAUCAAAGAAAUGUUGGAGGGUAUGCUAUUUGUUUUCACAGUACCCCCUUUGCCUUUCAAAGCUGCAUCACAAUAGAGUAAUAAGAAUAGCUUUCCUCACCACAAUCCUGUGCGGAUAUGUUUAUGCCACUUGCAUUGUUUGUCUAGACGUUUUCAAAGACAUGAGAGCCUUGCUCUAUGGCAACCCCAUACAUGACCCCUUUCUGUUGGUCACUUAUGGAAAGCUUGCUGGCGUGGACCAGGAAUGUAGUAACAUUUGUUGCCUCUGGGCCAGAUGAACUGUAGCAUAACUGGCUGUGGACACAAAGGAAACAUGGUGCUACUCAUGAGUAGCAGCAAAUGCAACAGAGUUACUGUGACUCAUUAGGAAUCAAGUCAGAGAAGGUGCCAUGCCACCAUAUUUGUUGUUUCCGUAUUCUGCCAGGAGCACGCCUGGCAGUAGCGCUGCGCCUAUAUUCUUCAGGCCUCAGCCUAGCUCCCCACUUUUCUCUUUGUGUGUGUUCACUGGUAUUCCUGCUAUGGUCUACAUCAGGCAUAGGUAAACUCGGCCCUCUAGAUGUUUUGGGACUACAAUUCCCAUCAUCCCUGACCACUGGUCCUGUUAGCUAGGGAUGAUGGGAGUUGUAGUCCCAAAACAACUGGAGGGCCAAGUUUGCCUAUGCCUGGUCUGCAUGUAAGCAGCUACCAUCUGCAAGCAUGCUGUUUUUUAAAAAAGAAAACCACAAAGAAAAUAUAUUAUUUGUUGACUUCCCCCUUUUUUUACAGUGCGAAAAUGAGGCAAGCCCAAGUGUCAAAAGACUGAGAUCUACAAAUGCAUCCACUCUUAAGAAUCAUCCUACAAGAAAUACUCUUCCUAGCAGUGAGAAAUCAACAGGUGAAGAACGAGAAUUCACUGUGAAUUUAGCUGGUGAUGGGAAGGAUCACGUGGUGAAAGGCAGUCUCCAUGACAGUGUGCUUUCUGCCCUCAAGGCAACAAAAGAUAUUUGCACCCGUAUGGAGAAAAGCAAGGGCAAAGAGAUCUACCUUAUAGGGAAGAAGGGGAUUGAGGGUUGCAUUAAUCUGGGGAUGCCUCUGAAGUAUAUGCCAGGCGGCUCCCAUUGUGUAAUGAAAUGCUAUAAGGUUCAGCAACUUGAGGACUCUGCUGGCUUAGGGUAUCGCCAGCAUGAAAACAGGGAAGAGGAAUGUAUUUUGUUCUUCAUUGACCCCAAGCCGACACAAAACAAUAAGUUGAUUAGAUGCAGUCAACUUCUUAAGGAAUACUGCAAGCUGUGUGUCUGUGCACCAAAAGGAGAAACCAUAAAAGAUGCCCUGUGCAGUGAUGGUCGUUUCACGCCUGAGCUAAAGGAAAAAGACUGGAGACUGAUGAAGGGUAGCAAGGCCAUAGCUAACACUCAUUCAGUUAACAAUUUAUCUGACAAGACCUUUUAUGUGGAAAUGACGAAAUCUGCUAAAUCUGGUGGCGGUGCAAAUAGCCAACAGAUUCCCCAGGUGCCUCAUGGGAGGCAGCUCCAAACCUGUCAUUAUUUUAAAAUUGAUCUCCUAAGCUUCUAUCCUGGCUUAAAGGAUCAAAAGGAGAUCAUGGAUAACUUCUUUGCAAAAACCAAGGAGGCACAGGAGCAUAAAAGGGAGGUCCUCAGAGUGUGCAGAGCAAACUAUAACAAGGAGAUAAGCAAUGCCAUAACGGUUAAGAUGUUAAAGAAGCAGGCAACUCUCAGUCAGUCAGUUGGGUACAUAAAGUGGGGCAUUUCCAGAAAGGAGGGUGAAGCUACUUGCUUUGUGUUGUGUAAUAGCUACAUACUAACUUGCCACCAUGUGGUAAGAUCGAUCGUUGGAGAAGGGAUUGAAGAAAAGGAGUGGGCAUCCAAAAUCAGCAAGGCAGCCCAUGUAACAUUCUCCUAUGAAGGCGACCACCCCAAAGAUGAAGACUUUUUUUCACUUGAGGAGUGGUUUGAAAUAUAUGAUGUUGUUCUUGAUUUUGCCAUCCUGAAACUGAAGGAAAAUGGAAACAAAAGUAGACUUCCUGCAGGCUUGGUAAAGUUAUGUUCCCCUCCACCAUUUGAUGGGCUUACUUACAUCAUUGGUCACCCAGGUGGAGAAACAAAGUCUCUGGAUGCCUGUUCUGUUGUCACUGUGUGUAAGCGUCAGAAGGAAUCUCUUGAUCGUUGGCAGCAGGGUAAUGAGGCAGAACACAGCAACACCAACUGUGGUUAUGAUCCCAAGAGCUGCAUCCAUAUGUUCAAUCCAGGAGUUUUCUUUCCUGUUUUCAACAACCCUGAUGUACUCACCUAUGAUACAUCUUUUUUCUGGGGGUCUUCAGGUUCCCCUGUGUUUGAUAGAGAUGGCCAACUUGUUGCAAUGCAUGCUGCUGGCUACGUUUAUGGAAACAACUCCAAGCAGCGCAGCAUAAUUGAAUUUGGCUAUUUGAUGACGUCAAUCCUCUCAGUAAUUGAAAAGAAGGAUAAAUCUUGGUAUGACUCUGAAAUUGGUCCUUUCCGACAGGCUUCUUAUGCUACAGAAGAGGCCACCGUGUGUGUUGAGCCUAUGGAUGUGGAUUAA